UCCCGUCCCUAUCAAUCAUAAUCGCGCAAUUCUGUUCCUACCCCAGUACCAUUUUUCCUCUCACAAAGGUGAUGUCAUUAAAGCGACUCGUCUUGAUGGACGUCGGCAACGACGCCAACGUUUGGAUGAACUCGGACGUUGCCAACGAUUCGAAAGCCAGAACCAACGAAACGACGACAUUGCCCUGGAGUAGGAACGGACACCAAGUGGCCACCUAUGAAGACGACCAGGCGCUCCUUUCAGGAUGGUACAGAGUGGUUAGCUGGUUCCUUAGCUUCACCUUGUCUGAACCACAAGAUGCAUUGUUCCUGCGGAAGCUUCAGCCUGGUACGAGUUUAUUGGACGCAAUGGACCUAUACUUCCAGUUUGAGCCAAGGAUGUUCCUCAUGUACCUGAUCGGCGUCGUGUACAGCAUCAUGGGCAUUUUCGGUUGCGCUGCGUACGUGUACCUUCGGCGACAGGGAAGGCGUGAUGGAGAUCGACCUCAGGACCUUUCUUACAACGUCACCGCUCCUCUUCAACUUUCCACUGCCGUGCAGGCCCUAGUCAUGUCCUGCAUUAUGUUGGGGUACGUCAUCAUGCUAAUCAGUGUGUCAGAGAUCAAUAAGGUCUCCACCAAGAAUGGACACGCGGUCUACAUUAACCAAGUUCGGCAGUACAUCGAAAAUGCCUCGAAGAGCAUUCAGCUGAAUUGCGUCAGAAGAAAGGACACCUUUGAUGAACUCUACAACACAAUGCUUUAUGAUUUUGACACUGAGAUGUACGAAUAUGCGUUACGUAUUGUAGAGUACCAAACAAGGGACGUGCCAGAGUCGAGGGUUGUUUCUGCCUUACAACUGAUGAAUAAUGUCCGACCCCUGCGGCACCAAAAUAACCUCUCUCUGGCGAGUCAAUCUGCGGUACCGCGUACGAAGGAAGAGGUACGACAGUUCAUCACAAGGUUGGUAGUUCAACGCAUCCACGCGGUCCACAACUCCACCUUCAUUGAAGCUGCCGCCUUGGCUCACGAGACAUCAUUGAUAUUGGAAAGGUUCAUGGAGAUUUUGAAGUACGAUUCAAAAAUGACGAUACAGGGCAUUAUCCAUAUGGGCGAUGAGAUAAGCGAAGUCACCAUUCCCAACAUCCUAUCAUCGUUCGAGAUCAAAAGUGUCUACUACGCCGCAGCUACCACGGGCCUGUUCACUGUCCUCCUCAUAAUGGCGGCGGGGUACACUGGACUCAUGAUGAUUAUAUCUGUCGCUAUGUCGUUUCCGAUCAGCUCAGCGUUGAUGUUCGUGACAAGCUCUGUUAUGAUCUUGGCGACGACAGUUACCAUCUACGUCUGCAACCCGUAUAGUAAGAUCAUCCACGGUGAGGCUGACGUCACGCACGUGGCCCUUCUUGACGAUACAAUGUCCUACCUGUGGCCCGAGCAAAAGAGGGGAAAAUGGUUCGGCAAGUUUCUCGCGGGAACAGUUCUCGAGAAGUGCAACGGCGGCCGUCUUUUUGACGUCAUUCUCGAUGAUUUUGACGACGCCAUUAAUAAUUUCAUCAACCGAACGAAUAUCAUCCAGCAUUUGCUAGCAUCCUUGACGGUUGAUCCUCGACAGAUCCUGCAGGGCGACCCCCCUCAGAAGCCACAAGUAUAUUACGAGAACAUGAAGAUGCUAAUAUGGGACGACCUGGACGACGUACGUGGUCACAUGCUGGAAGGAUUCAUCAACAAACUGAUGCAUUCGAUCAGCCAGAGGGAUUUACAUCCUGUGAACCCACACUGUUACGCUGCAUACGAAGGAUAUGCGAUGGCUCUCAGACUCGUCUGCAGCGGUAUGAUCCGCAAUGCGAACGCUUUCUGGACCUCGCUUGGGUUGUGCCUAUGGUUGCUUCUUCUGAUGGGAAUUGUGACUGAUAACGCAUCCAAGUUCUUUAUCCGACCAAGUAGAAGUAGUGAAGUCGACGUGGAAGUAGGGGACGACCGCAGGGACGGCAACGACAGUCGCUGCCGCAACAAGGAAAGCAAUCGGAAGCAUCAGCGCGAUCGACAUCACGAUACCUCAGAUGCGCCAAGUAGAGACUGUCAUGUUGCUGGAGAACCAAUCCUUUUAUCAAGGCCAAUGGACGAGGAAGAAGAGGAAGACACCUGCACGAGACCGCUCGAGCACCGCGAGCCACUGUUCCUAGUGGUGGAAGAAGAAGAAGAAGGAGAAUAUUUUAGUCAUCCGUCGCAUUGGUUCUGUUACCUGUUGUGA
Ornithodoros turicata is the source of this 2228-nucleotide messenger RNA. RefSeq lists its product as uncharacterized. Lineage: Eukaryota; Metazoa; Arthropoda; Arachnida; Ixodida; Argasidae. Bases 72 to 2228 code for a protein of 718 amino acids. The record is from RefSeq and is a predicted model, not a curated record. The transcript is spliced from 24 exons.